This is a messenger RNA of Dioscorea cayenensis subsp. rotundata (Guinea yam), 1299 nucleotides long. RefSeq lists its product as uncharacterized. NCBI's taxonomy places the organism in Eukaryota, Viridiplantae, Streptophyta, Magnoliopsida, Dioscoreales, Dioscoreaceae. Bases 53 to 1168 code for a protein of 371 amino acids. The record is from RefSeq and is a predicted model, not a curated record. The transcript has 5 exons.
ACUCGCUCGUUCUCUCUCGCAGUACCCUAUAAAGAGAGAAGGGAGCUCUGCGAUGGCGGCAUCGAUCAAGAAGGUGUCGGCUGCCUCCGCGAGGGCUCACACUCGCAAGCAAAAGCAAGGCUCUUCCCCUUCGCUGCCUCCAGGGAUGUUUAAGAAGAUCUCUCUGGUAGUCUUGGUGGGUUUGGCAGCAUGGUUUUAUAAUGUGAUUCAACCGCCAGCUCCUGCUAUAUGUGGGACUCCUAAUGGCCCUCUUGUAACAUCAUCUAGAAUUAAGCUCAGGGAUGGGAGGCAUCUGGCCUAUUUGGAGGCCGGUGUCCCAAAAGCAAAGGCUGCACACAAGAUCAUUUAUAUUCAUGGCUUUGCCUCUUGCAAACAUGAUUUGCUUCCUGUUUCUCCAGACCUGGCUGAAGAACUAGGGAUUUAUUUGGUAGGUUUUGACAGAGCUGGUUAUGGAGAGAGUGAUCCAGAUCCUAAGAAGUCAGUGAAGAGCACAGCUCUUGAUAUUGAACAACUGGCAGACCAGUUGAGCCUAGGACCUAAAUUUUAUGUCAUUGGAUUCUCUAUGGGGGGAGAGCUUACUUGGGGUUGCCUUAAAUACAUUUCACACAGGCUUGCAGGAGCAGCUUUAAUUGCUCCAGUGGGAAAUUACUGGUGGCCUGGAUUUCCUUCCAAUGUAUCUAAGGAAGCUUAUAGCAUGCAAUUAGCACCAGACAAAUGGGCUGUUGGUGUUGCUCAUUAUGCCCCAUGGUUAACAUACUGGUGGAACACCCAAAAUUUGUUUCCCAGUUCCAGUGUAAUAGCCGGACGGAUUGAAAUCUUCUCUGCCGAGGACUUGAAAGUCUUGUCUAAAUUUCAAGGAAGACCUUACACAGCAUAUGUGACACAACAAGGAUUGUUCGAAAGUUUACACCGUGACAUGAUCGUUGGUUUUGGAAGCUGGGAAUUUGACCCUUUGGAUCUUGAUGACAUAUUUGCCGGCAAAGAAGGUUUAGUACAUUUGUGGCAUGGCACAGAGGAUUGGAUUGUUCCGGUCAUCCUCUCGCAGUAUGUCAGCCAAAAGCACCCUUGGAUCAAAUAUCAUGAAGUACCAGGAGCCGGACAUCUUUUCCCAUUGGCUGAUGGCAUGGCUGAUGCCAUAGUGAAGGCACUCGUGCAGGGGAAGAACUAGAUCUUCUUCUGUUUUAAUUAGUUCUUCUCAUCAGCAAGAUCUUUAUUCUAUAGUUGCUUGCUUUCAAAAUCUAGUAUUGAUUUCCAACUAUAUUAAAACCUUAAUAUUGAAUUAAAGAUUUUGUUAUGCUA